Molecule: messenger RNA, 682 nt
Organism: Cotesia glomerata
Lineage: Eukaryota; Metazoa; Arthropoda; Insecta; Hymenoptera; Braconidae
Product: cuticle protein 19-like
Exons: 3
Coding region: 56-484 (142 amino acids)
Cellular component (GO): extracellular matrix
Source: RefSeq, a predicted model, not a curated record
CAGUUGGACCAUUAGACGCAGAAUACGCCUCGAGAAGAGAGAAACACUCGUGAGAAUGGUGUCGAUAAAGGUUCUGGGAAACUUCGCACUGGUGGUAGUAGUCCUUCUGUCUGUCGUGGAAAGGUCCACUUCGGCACCUCACAAAGCGCAUUCCUUCCAGCACUUUCACGGGCCAGUCGAGGGCGAGGGUGUUGAAGUUGUCUGGAAAGAUAAGCACGGACACGAGCACGUCGACUACAAAGCCCACCCCAAGUACAAAUUUUCAUACGGCGUUGAGGAUCAUCACACUAAAGACUUUCACGGACAAAAGGAACACCGCGACGGGAAGGACGUAGCUGGUGAGUACACCGUGCACGAACCCGGCGGCAAUGUCAGGACCGUAAAGUACCACGCAGACCAUCAUGGCGGUUUUCAUGCCAUAGUACACAAUUCCGGCGGAAACGACCACUCCGGCGGUACCUACGCCGGGCACGGGCACAGUUGAUAAAUCACUCUCUGUACCGGGCUAGCCAGGGCCAGUAGCCACCGGUGGUCUGCGAUACGGAUCGUUAUUAAUAGUUUGCGAUCCAGACGUCGACUUGUCGUCGUUUUCAUCCUUCUCCUAUUAUACGCCCGCCAUGUCUCUUUGAGAGAUACCAAGUUGUUUGUUUUUUCUUAUCUCUACACCAUUAUAUGUAUCUUU